CUGCGGGACAGACCCCUGUACCCACCUUCCCUCCCGGAUGGAUGAUCGGAUUUUCUCCCCAGCCUGCUUUUGUCUGAGCUGAAAUAGUGGAGAGCUGAACAGCAUGUAGGUUUCUGUGCAGGGCUCGCCCAGAGCCGCUUGUAAGGACGUGCUCUUCAAACGGAUAUGACAGCCAUGCAGGGCCUUCCGUGUCUGUGAGGCGAACGAGUAUGCAGGCAAAAUUAUACAGCUCACCUCUGGAAAAUCAACCCGUUGACAGUGUCUUUGUCCCGGGGCCAGCAGGCAUGAGAGAGGGAAGUGGUAUGCCUCCCUGGGAUGCUUCGUUGCUGGAAAAUGAGUUUUUCCAAGUUUUAGAUGACCUAGAUAAUAAACUGGCUCAGGAGCAAUGUCCAAGCUCAGGGAAUACCGCAGCGCCUCUCAGCUAUGGAUCAAGAUCACAGCUCAGUCAUUUUUACUCCAGGGGGAGCACACACAGCAAUAUCACAGGAAGGUAUCAAAACCACCAUAACGGAGCUUCUAAUAUGUCUAUCUAUGACAUCCUAAGACCAGGAACCCCUAGGGAAGGUUUUAAAACCUUUUCUCCUAGGACAAAAACAAUUUAUGAUAUGUACCGGACAAGGGAGCCCAGACUCUUAAAAGAAGAUUACGUGCAAAAGAAUACUUUCGGUAGUACUUCUGUGUGUUUCGACAGCAGACAGCCGUCAGCUUCACCGGCCACAGUAUACUUCACAACAAGAAGCUUACAUUUUCCAACCAUAACUCAGAACAAGAGUGGGUUUAUCCCACCAAGGCACCGGCAGAGCCCAAAGAGAACCCCUUUAUCAUCCAUCAUAUGGAAUAGAUCAGAUUCUUCUGGAGACAGGCAAAGCCAGGAAGAGUUCCUGGGGGCACCUUCGCCAAUGGAGGUUGACGCUGCUGACCAGUACAUGUAUCCCAGGUGUUUUCAGGAGGAUAGGAGACAUGAAUUUUACUGUUCGCAGAGUGUUUACCAAGGUGUUCAUUUGGACACCCCCAUGGAUAAUGCAAUGAGUCCUGACCCAUUUGAGAACUCGGAAAAUAUGCCAUUCUACCAUCAAGGACACCCAUUUGCUAGAUCUUUCUCUAGCGGUACCUUUGGACAAAGCAGGGAACCAAGAUUUGGACAAAGUCCUCUUUGGGGCCGACAGGAAGAACAUUCUUUCUGGUCUGACUUCCAUCAAAGUAGGCAUCCAUUCACUUCUCACAGAGACUCUGAAAUGAUAUCCUUUGAGGCAUCAGCUGGUCACGGCCAUAGUGUUCGUUCUCAACACUGGGAAUCAUUUUCUCCUGGUUACAGAACAAACGCUUUCAGAGAUCAAGAAGAGCCACAUCUCUGGCAGUUUGAUUCUCAGACAUCCACACUGGAGAGCAUGGAGGUGUUGCAAGGUAAUGAGAGCCAGAUGACUCAUUUCAGCAUACCAGAUGUCUGCCCCGUGACUGGUCCCGGCUAUCGCUGCAGAUCUGGCAGGUCAGUAUGUCAACGGCGCGGCCCUCCUAUAGGAGUUCACGCAGACAAAGAACCUUACUCGUUUGGAAUUGCUCCGACGACUCUAGCAUCGUCAUUCAAAGCCUCCUUCCCCCAGAGUCCUGGUGACAGAGGGAACGCUCAGAGGCCUAGCUUUCAGAAUCCCACAGUCACUGUGCAGAAAACUAAGCCUGCCUCUCUGCCAGUGAAAAGGUAUACAGAAGUCCCUGUGACCCAGAGCGAUUCAGUCGAUUCUCCACCUCUUACUGAAAGCCCAUCCAAUAUUCUGGUCACACAAGUGACUGAUGAGAAAGCCUUGAAUGAAUCUAUUCGGGAAGAAGACAAACAGCUACACAGGAGGGACCACACAAAUGUGACGGGUGAAAUGGCCCAACCUGUUUCACAGACCGUGAUCUCUAAACAUUCCUUGGACUUCCAAAAUCCCUUCUCCCAGGACUCAGCCAGAGGCGAAGGGUUUGCUUUUAAUGCAUCUACCACAGUAAGUUCAAAAAGGUCACCUGGAGGCAUUGCCAGGAAAGAGAUCCCCAAAAUUCAUAUAUCACACAGAGAGAGAGCCAAUGAACUUAAAAAAGAUAAGAAUUACACUGGGAACAGAAAACUUGGCUCGGCAACUUCCCUUCCUUUCAUUCAGGAACGCAGAACAGCGUCUUUUCCCAGCCCAGAUCAAGGUGGUCACCAGGCAGUAAGAGCAAGUAAUGAAGAUACUUCAGGCAUUGUUAAAAAUAACCAUUGGAGCUCUGAACCUGCUGAUGAUCAAAAGGCACAAUCUCCAGAAAAGUCUGCUAUUUCAGAUAUCAAGGAAGAACAAGGCACCACAAGUCAUUCUACAAACUGUAGCAAACCAGCUUCUGGUCAUAAGAUCCCAUGUGAUUAUUCUCAUCUGUCAUCAGGUAUAUCUGCUAGGGGUCAUCUGUCACCUGGUUCCUCACCAUCGAAUAAUUCUUUCCUUGAUAAUCUGGCGAUUCCUUCCACAACAGUCUUCUCCAGGAAAAGUCCUCCAGGCAAGGAUCCCUCUCAGGGAGAAAGGGCACAAAAGGACAAUGAUAGCAAGGACCAAAGUGAUCAGUUUGCCCUAAGCCCCUCAGAAAACCCAAAGUGUAACGAGAAGUGUGUGCUUGUACUCAGUGAGGUCGUUGAUGUUGUCAAAUGCCAUUCUCACUCUCCUUUCAAGGAUGGGAAAGGAAAAGGAAAAAUAAGACGACGUGUAUCCUCUGUGGAAAAGUUAAGCAAAAUGGAAAGUAGAUCAGCACCCAGGAGUGAUAACAGUAGCUCUGUUGAGACAAAUCAAAGCAAUUCCAAGCCUCCUGAAAUUCACACAACUUCCUGUACCUCUCCAGCAAAAUCAGCCAGCUCUCUCAUCAAUGACAGGAAGUCGGAAAGUAAGACAGUGAUGUCUUCGUGUAGGAAUGAACCACUUCCAUUCCCAACCAAAAACAGCGUGGAACACCCAACAGGGAAAUACACACUGAACAAACUCAGUCCCAGUUCUUCCGAGUCAGAAAGCACACGUUCCAACACAGUGUCAGACUCGGUCCCAGCAGCACCUGAAGCCACGGAGAAGAUGACAAACCUGAAAAACACUGGGUUUGCUUCUGUUAGACCACUUCCGUUCCUCAUCAAGAGGGCCGUGUCGUGUCCGUCAGGGGUACCAGAUGCUUCCGAUGGGAGAGACAAAAGAGAAGAAAGCUUGGUCUCAAACCCAGAUGCUUCAGCUAUAACACCUAAACCUCAGGAGGUGAUCAUUAGCCCUCUGGAAAAUAAUUCAUCUGUUAGCGAUUUGUCUUCACCCAAAAGACACCACCAAAAGGAACACUUUCCAGAAUGUACUGAAAAGGAUGGUAAAACUGCUCCCUCCAGGACAGGUCCGUUUUCCCUUUCCAAUGAAGACCCUUUGCCUUUUUCUUCAGACAUGCCAAGAAAAGAAAGUGGGAAAACGUUACAUAAAUUUAAGACUACUAGCAUGUUUUCUGUUUCUGGCGAUGAAGAUAACGUAAAAUGUCUUGAGGUGGUUUCGGUAUAUUACACUCUACCAAGGAAAUACAGCAAAAAAUUCUCUCACCUUCUCGAGAAGUAUACACAAUGUAUAGAUUCGCUUACGGAAUCAACUAAAGUGGAUGCUGAAACAUUUACUAAAGCUUUUGAAAAGGACAAACUAAAUUAUUCUACACAAGAGCAGCUAGGAACACCUUCAUCUGAAGGUCUAAAGAUUCCAGUCAACUCUGCUCAGGAGAAGACCCGCUGUCUUUCUCACACCACUGAAAAUAGGGCCACUUCACAAUCACCAAGCAUUUGGCCCUCAGAACCAACCUUACAGCAAGUGGAUUCUACGCAGGCAGGUGUUUCUUUUCAUAAAGGAGAAUCUAAAACUAGAGAGAUUUCCCCAGAUAGCCUCACUAAAACACCUCUAGGUGAUUUGCAGAGCAGAAAAGAGAGAGGGAAAAGAUCACAAAGUGAAACUCUGCCUACUUCAUCAAUGCUUCAGGGAAAAAAAGGCACAGAAGAGAAAGCUGAAAACCAUCAGCCAUCCAGUAAAUCCGGCCACAGUGGUCCUUCUAAUCUCCCAGCCCAUUCAGAAGAGAAUGUUGGAAAUUCCCAAAACGCAGGAAGUUCCAGGGAAUGUGCAGGUCCUGGGAUAGACUUUACAGCUACAGGAACUGAAGGAGGCCUUCAGAGAGAGGCCGUGGAUGGUAGCUCCAAUGGAUUGCAGCCCAGUCAAGUAAGAGGGGAAAUCGGAACAGAUUUCCAAACAGAGACCAAUAAAGUACUUUCUGACUUGGAAAGCCAAGUCUUUGGUCUUACUCCAGCUUUGCGUAAACUACAGCUUGAUGAAGGGACUUGUUCAGGUGAACCAGAUUUAGACAGUUCACAGUCUGAACCCAGAGAGCUACCCCCAAGGAGUCAGGGGAUGAGCACAACAGAGAACAGCGGGGUUGAAGAUGAAAUGCAGAAGUUGGCAUGGGAUCCACCUUCAUUUCCUGAAGGAAGCAGUAAACAGAAAACCAGCUUGGAUGACCCAGAAAAGGGGAAAAACAGAUCGGUAGUAAAACACGGAUCGGCAGCCAUGUCCAAAGCAAGCAGAAAAUUCCCAGCUAAGGAUUUAAGCCCCAGAAGACAUGUAGCCACUAUCUUUCCACAAAGUGGGAAUAGUUCUGGCCCUGACAGUUUAUCUCUUGGCAAGGCCAAGUGCAAUCUACCAUCCCCUGAGCCUACUCCAAAGUCCAUAGAAUCCAGAAAUGAAAGCAGGUUGAGUAGGGAUAUAAUGGAUGUGGAAAAAUCAGAGAACUCUCUCCAGGUCACUGUAAUAUCCAACAGAGAAGCUUCUACACACUUAAGCAAUCCGAAGUCUAACAGCAUUUCACAGCUACAUCAGAAUGAAUCUAAAAAUAUCUCAGAAUCAUCACCAAUGUAUGAGAAGUCUGAAGAUGUCACAGCAGCUCAGACUUUGGAAAGAGAGUCAGGAGUCUUGGCCCCACCCACAUUCACCAGCUUCGGGGAAGCUGAUUUCUCUGACCCUGAGACAAGAAUGAACUCUCUUUUUCCUUUGGAGCCUACAGAGAAAUCUAGAGUAAGCAUCCCAUUGGCCAGUUAUCAGCAACAACAAAGAAGUCCUUCCUCUCUGGAGUGGGGACCUGAACCAUACCCCUGUCUUUCAAACAGUUUAAAAAGCAUCAAUGUGCACGGUGAUCUGGUACGCAAAAGUCACCCUCCAAAAGUCAGGGGGCGCCAUUUUUCUGAGAGCACUUCUAUUGACCAUGCCCUGAGUGAACUGACCCUUGGGGAUGAAUUCUCUGCCAACAGCGGGUACAAUCGAAGAUUCAGAUCCUUUUCUGAGCUUUCCUCCUGUGACGGAAAUGAAAACCGGGCUUUGAGUAGCGGCAGAAAAAACAUGGGGCCCAAGUUUGCAACAUCUAUAUCUAGACCUAUUGAUUAUGGAAUUUUUGGGAAAGAACAACAGCUGGCUUUCUUGGAGAAUGUAAAGAGGUCACUUACCCAAGGAAGAUUAUGGAAACCAAGUUUUCUUAAGAACCCCGGCUUCCUGAAAGAGGAUGUAAUUAACCCCCCUCAGCCAACAGGGCCACCAAGCUCAUAUUCUGCUAGCAGCCAGAUGCCGGAACAUGCCUUAUCUCCAAGUGCACCACUUCAUAUCUAUGAAGAGACCCCUGUCGACUCAGAUUGUGACACAGACACAACCACCGACGACGAAUACUAUCUGGACGAAAAUGACAAAGAGUCAGAACUGUGAGGCUCUUCAGUGACAUGUAUAUAACCUUUCCACCAAAAGUGUGUAACGGGAAUAAAGUGUAAAUGUGUACGCCCUUGAGAAGGACACGUAUAAAAAGAUCUAGUGUGAGCAGCACCUGCUCUUAAACAACUCAGAUGCUCUUCCCCCCCCCAUACUAUAUAAACAUAUAUAAGCAUUAUAUGCUUUUAUACCUUUCAUUGUCAUUUACAACCCUAAUAUCCCAGGCACACACAAAACUUAUUAGUUACCCAGAACAACCACAAAAUUCUGUAUGGCCUCUUCCUUUUUUAAAAAACAUUUUUUUAAUGUUUUUUUUUUUUUU
Molecule: messenger RNA, 6069 nt
Organism: Hyaena hyaena (striped hyena)
Lineage: Eukaryota; Metazoa; Chordata; Mammalia; Carnivora; Hyaenidae
Gene: EXPH5
Product: exophilin 5
Exons: 4
Coding region: 210-5747 (1845 amino acids)
Biological process (GO): positive regulation of protein secretion; multivesicular body sorting pathway; positive regulation of exocytosis
Cellular component (GO): endosome
Source: RefSeq, a predicted model, not a curated record